Talpa occidentalis (Iberian mole) is the source of this 7782-nucleotide messenger RNA. It is a transcript of the gene FANCM, whose product is annotated as FA complementation group M. Lineage: Eukaryota; Metazoa; Chordata; Mammalia; Eulipotyphla; Talpidae. The transcript is spliced from 24 exons. The record is from RefSeq and is a predicted model, not a curated record. Bases 442 to 6573 code for a protein of 2043 amino acids. Gene Ontology annotation, molecular function: four-way junction helicase activity; nuclease activity; 3'-5' DNA helicase activity. Gene Ontology annotation, biological process: replication fork reversal; double-strand break repair via synthesis-dependent strand annealing; interstrand cross-link repair.
GCCAAGGGGUUUGGGGAGCCUGGGGAAAAUAACCCCCUUGUGGCCGGGUGGCUGGCUGAUUACGCAAGCUGUUGCAACCCUGGGAGGAGGCCGCUGUUGGGGUGAUGUAUUCCUACUUGCCUAUUACCAAAGGGCGGCUAUGCCUUUAAAGUGUAAAGAAGACAGCGCUUUCAGUAUAGCAAACGGAACUCUAAUGUAGAGUUUGUAAAUAGCGGAAACGGGGACGAGAUUUAGAGUGACUCCAUCACAAUGCGCAUGCGUCUCCAGUUUCCGGGAAGUCAGCCAAUCAUGUACUCAGCAGGAAGAUUGUGGCGGCAUUUUCGACUGAAACAGACUGCGGUCCCGCCCUCUGGUUCUACAGUUCCUGUGGAAGAAACCGAUGGGGAUCGGAACGGUGGCGGUUGAGCUGCUGCAGUUGCUGACCUCUAAAGGAAGCCUGUGAUGGUUGUUAGACUAAUGAGCGCACGGCAAAGAACGCUUUUCCAGACGUGGGGUUCAAGCAUUUCCCGAUCCGCAGAGGCUCCGGGUUGCAGCUCUGGAACUAAGCGGCCUCACCCUGGCACCUCCAGGCAGCGUUUUUCUGCAGCUCCCGAAGCUCCUGAAGCUCAGCCGGAGUCUGACGAUGAUGUGUUGCUGGUCGCCGUGUACGAGGCAGAGCGGCAGCUGGGUCUUGAGAAUGGUGGUUUUUGCACUUCAGCGGGAGCUCUGUGGAUUUAUCCAACUAAUUGCCCAGUGCGGGACUACCAGCUGCACAUCUCCCGGACCGCUCUGUUCUGCAACACGCUGGUGUGUCUGCCCACCGGGCUGGGAAAGACCUUUAUUGCCGCAGUGGUCAUGUACAAUUUCUACCGUUGGUUCCCUUCCGGCAAGGUGGUCUUCAUGGCACCCACGAAACCUUUGGUGACACAGCAGAUCGAGGCUUGCUACAGGGUAAUGGGUAUUCCGCAGUCCCACAUGGCCGAAAUGACAGGAUCUACUCAAGCUUUCACCAGGAAGGAAAUAUGGAGCAGUAAGAGAGUCCUUUUCCUUACACCUCAAGUCAUGGUAAAUGAUCUUUCUAGAGGAGCAUGUCCUGCGGCUGAAAUAAAGUGUCUAGUUAUUGAUGAAGCUCAUAAAGCUCUUGGAAACUAUGCUUAUUGCCAGGUUGUAAAAGAACUAGUCAAAUAUACAAAUCACUUUAGAAUCUUGGCUCUAAGUGCUACACCUGGAAGCGAUAUAAAGGCUGUGCAACAAGUUAUUACUAACCUGCUAAUUGGGCAGAUAGAACUUCGUGCUGAAGAUUCUCCAGAUAUUUUGCCAUACUCUCAUGAAAGAAGUGUUGAAAAGUUAGUUGUUCCUCUUGGUGAAGAACUUGAGGCCAUCCAAAAGGCAUAUAUUCAGAUUUUGGAAGCAUUUGCUAGUUCCUUGAUUCAGAGAAAUGUUUUGAUGAGAAGAGAUAUCCCUAAUCUAACAAAAUAUCAGAUAAUUCUGGCAAGAGAUCAAUUUAGGAAAAACCCAUCUCCUAAUAUUGUGGGAAUACAACAAGGCAUAAUUGAGGGAGAGUUUGCUAUUUGUAUUAGUUUAUAUCAUGGAUAUGAAUUAUUACAGCAAAUGGGAAUGAGAUCAUUAUAUUUAUUCCUUUGUGGAAUUAUGGAUGGAACUAAAGGAAUGACUCGGGCAAAAAAUGAACUUAGCCGAAAUGAAGACUUCAUGAAACUCUAUAAUCAUCUAGAGUGCAUGUUUGCAUAUACACACAAUACUUCAGCAGGUGGCAUUUCUACUAUCCAAAAAGGAGGUAAAGAUAAAUUUUUCUAUAGUCAUCCAAAGUUAAAGAAAUUAGAAGAAGUUGUAAUUGAACACUUCAAAUCAUGGAAUGCUCAACACACCUCUGAAAAGAAAUGUGACGAGACCCGAGUUAUGAUCUUUUCUUCAUUUCGAGAUAGUGUUCAAGAAAUUGCAGAAAUGCUUGUACAACAUCAACCAGUUAUUAAAGCAAUGACUUUUGUUGGCCAUGCCUCAGGGAAAAGCAUGAAGGGUUUUACCCAGAAGGAGCAACUAGAGGUAGUGAAAAAAUUUCGUAGUGGUGGUUACAAUACCUUGGUGUCAACUUGUGUGGGUGAAGAAGGUUUGGAUAUAGGAGAAGUUGAUCUUAUAAUAUGUUUUGAUGCCCAGAAGAGCCCAAUUCGUCUUGUACAACGAAUGGGUAGAACUGGCCGCAAACGUCAAGGCAGAAUUGUUGUUAUCCUUGCUGAAGGACGAGAAGAACGUACCUAUAAUCAAAGUCAGUCCAAUAAAAGAAGUAUUUAUAGAGCUAUUUCAAGUAACAGGCAGGUCCUUCAUUUUUACCAAAGAAGUCCACGAAUGGUUCCUGAUGGAAUCAAUCCACAGUUACAUAAAAUGUUCAUCACACAUGGUGUCUAUGAAUCAGAGACGUCUUCUCGGACCUUGAAGCAAAAGUCAUCCAUCUUUUCCUAUAGGAAUGGAACGAGGCAAAGUAAUUCAAAGAAGGAUUGGUUAUUAUCAGAAGAAGAAUUUAAAUUAUGGAGUAGACUUUAUAGAUUAAGAGAGAAUGAUGAAAUUAAGGGAAUAACAUUGCCUCAAGUUCAGUUUCUGUCUUUUCAGAAUGAAGAAAAUAUACCUACUCAAGAACCAUGCAGUGGAGUUCAUCAACUCUCUCUCUCUGAAUGGAGAGUGUGGCAGGAUCGUCCUUUUCCGACCUAUCAAGUCGAUCAUUCAGAUCGAUGUCAUCAUUUUAUAAGCAUUAUGCAAAUGAUAGAAGAAAUGAGACGCGAAGAGGGAGAAUGCAGCUAUGAAUUGGAAAUUAAAUCUUAUUUACAAAUGGAAGAUGUUAGCUCAACAUUUAAUGCUCCUAGAAACAAGUGUAAUCGUCUUGCAAAUUACACCUUUCCUAGUAACAAGAAAUCUUCAUGUACAAAGAAUAUAAAGCAAGGCAGUUUAUUUUCAGUGAUAGAAUCUAAUGAAGAAUGUACAAAAGAUGUUAAACAAACUGGUAUCAAACUUGCAAAAAUUAAUUCUCUAGAGAAAAAAGCUUCUAAAGAACUAAAAAAACAUCAGUCUGAAAAAGAAAACAGUAAUAUGGAUUAUUUAAAGAAUGAUGGCAAUUCCGUUGAAAGUAUUUUCCAGGUAGACUUAAAUGAUAAAAGGGCAUCAGAUACAGAUGAAGUGUCUGCCUCAUGUGCUAUCAAUGAAAACAUUGCUAAUCAACCAUGUGGAUUAUUAAUGGAUUGUCAGUUUACAGAUAAAUUUACUAGUUCAUGUGCUGAAACUUUUUUCGAUUCUGGUUAUCACAGUUUUGGUGACGAUAAAUCUGUCUCAUCUAACUUACUUUUUCCAUUUGAGGAAGAGCUUUAUAUAGAUAAACAAUUUUAUGAUUGUCAUUUAACAAAAGAGGUACUAGCUAAUGUGGAGAGAUUGUUAUCUCAUUCUCCUCCACCUCUCAGUGGACUCUCAAGUUUGGAAUAUGAAAUUGCUAAGGGUUCUGUGCUUGAGAAUUUGUUUAUUCUACCCUAUACAGAGUAUUUACAAAACAAUAAAUCCACCUAUUUGAUGUCAUGUUCAGCAAUAAAUUCUCAACAGAAUUCACUUAAACUUAUUAAUCAUCCUUCUGAAAAAAUGUGCCUCGAUGGUCCAACUAAUGAUCAGAUUUCUGAUGAGCCAAGUUUCUGUGACUAUGAUAAAGUACACAAAGAUAUGAAUGAAAAUUUAGGAUCCAACGAUCAUAUUCAAAUAAACUUUGACCCUCCAAAAUUUCUUGGUGAAAAGAAUCAUGAUGUUGAUAACAAUGACCUCCCAACAUUGCUCAAUGAUCAGAAUGAGAGUUUACCAUUAUUUGAUGAUGAUGAUGAAGAGAUUGAUGAUGUGAGCCUUUCUCCCACAAACAAUAAAUGCAAAUCUUUAUGUGUAUCAGACAAAACUGCUUUAAGUGAAAUGGCACUGGUCUCUCAUUUCUUAAUUUCUGAUGAACUUUUGUUAGACAAUAAUUCUGAAUCUCAAGAUCACAUAUCAAGUGAUAAUAAUGGUUGGAAAUCUCAUGAAGAUAUAAAAGGUGUAUGUGAGGACAACUUAAAGACUGAUGAGUAUGUUUUUGAUUAUUCUAUGGAUCUAUUUUCUGUUACCUUUGAUUUAGGAUUUUGUAGUCCAGAUUCUGAUGAUGAAAUAUUAGAACAUACAUCAGACACAAAUAAGGAUAGAACUUUAGGCAAUCUGUCUGGAAGGUGUUUAGAUAGUAAAGAGAUAAGUGAUACAAAUUAUGUUUCAUAUCAAGCAGUAAUACCAGGAAAAUCUAUGGAUGGUUCUACAAGUAGAACCAUUACUAUCCCAUCAAGCGAAAAUAAGAGGAGUUCAACUUCCGCAUGUUUCCAACUGAGUGCAGCACAAAAUAAAGAAUGUACGUCUCCUGGUUAUUCUCAGUUUUCUUUGCCAGUAAAAGAAAAAAAUGUGAGUACACCACUUUUUGAAUCAAACACAUUAAACUCAUCUUAUAAGAAGAAAAAGGAAAUACCCACGAUACCAGAUUCUAACAAUGAAAAAGUAAAUCUACGAAGUUUCAAAGAAACAUUGAAUUCAACUUUUGAUUCAGACUUUUCUGUGGAAAAGACUAAAAACAAGGAACAGAUCAGUUUGCAUCAAUCCUGUCAUUCUGUUGAAGAUGAACAAUUAAUAAGCAAUGAAAGUGAAGAUGAUGAGAUUUUCAGAAGAAAAAGUAAAAAACCAAAAGGAAAUCUUUUAGAAUCCCCAGAGGAUCAGAAAGAUAGUGAAGUUGAUUCUCCACUUCAUGCUGUCAGAAAUCGCAGGCUUCCGCGAAAUAGAUUAGACUUAUCAUCCAGUGAUGAAAGUGAGAAUUGUCAUGAACAACAUCCACAAUUAGAAGACUUCAAGGACUGUGUCAGGAAUGCCAAAAGAGUCUUCAAAGUCCAAAAGAGACAGCGUCACCUAAAACUUGUGGCUAGGAAAUUUUUAGACGAUGAAGCAGAACUUUCCCAAGAAGAUGCAGAAUGUGUUUCAUCUGAUGAAAAUGAGUCGGAAAAUGAAAAAGAUUCCUCAUUACUUGACUUCUUAAAUGAUGAGACUCAACUUUCACAGGCUGUAAAUGAUUCUGAAAUGAGAGCUGUUUACCUGAAAUCCUUACAUAGUCCACUGAUGAGGAAUAAAUGUCAAAUUAUACGUAAGAAUCAUAACAACAUAAACAUUUUCUCACAGAUUCCUGAGCAAGAUGAAACCUAUUUAGAAGACAGUUUUUGUGUUGAUGAAGAAGAGUCUUGCAAAAGCCAAUCAAGUGAAGAAGAAGUCUGUGUUGAUUUUAACAUAAUAACUGAAGAUUGCUCUGUAAAUGGGCGUAAAAAAUAUGAAACGCGACGUGCAGUAAAGAUAAAACAAAUGAAGAUGAGACAAAAUUAUGUUCCUUCUAAAAAGAAAUUAUCCAGGAUUAUUUUAGCAGAUGAUUCAAGUGAGGAAGAAAAUGAUGUAAAUGAUAAACAGGAAUACAGUAUUGUGGUUAAUCCUAGCACUGAUGAUAAGUGCAAACAGCAAAAUCAUUGUUUGAAUUUAGUGCCUUCUGAGUCUGCUUUGCAAUCCAGGGACCAUUCUGAUCCAAAUACCAAUCAACUGCCAAAGCAGAAACAACAUAUACCACUUAAUUUAAAGGAUACAAUUUCUGAUGUCUUGGAUUUCAAAGCUGAGAGCUGUAAUAAAAUCAAAACUACUUUACCAUCACUCACUACUGUUGAUUUACAGAAAGAUUAUAGAAAAUAUCCAGUUCACUUGAAGGUUGGUAGUGUUCCUGAGGAGUCUAGCACUUCAGUGGCCUCUUGUUCCAACUCAAGACCACAUUUGGCCAGCGCACAUGCUUCUCUUAGUCUUCCACAGGAAGACCAAAGAACUUGUAUUCUUGUAGAUUCUCGUGAAAUCACUUCUGGUUCAGAAGUAAUUUCUUCCCUAAGAGCAAUUCAUGGCCUACAGGUAGAGGUUUGUCCUCUUAAUGGUUGUGAUUACAUUGUGAGUAAUCGCAUGGUGGUAGAAAGGAGGUCUCAUUCCAAGAUGUUAAAUGGUGCCAAUAAGAACAAGUUCAUUGAUCAGAUCCAGCACCUACAAAGUAUGUUUGAAAGAAUAUGUGUGAUUGUGGAAAAGGACAGAGAAAAAACAGGAAUCUCAUCCAGGAUGUUUAGGAGAACAAAGACUUACGAUAGCCUGCUGACUACCUUAAUUGGUGCUGGAAUCCGAAUUCUUUUCAGUUCCUGCCAAGAAGAAACUGCAAAUUUGCUAAAGGAGCUGUGUUUAGUGGAACGAAGAAAGAAUAUGGGUAUUCGUGUUCCAACAGUGGUGAACAGUAAUAAAUGUGAGGCUCUUCAAUUUUACCUAAGUAUUCCCAAUAUAAGUUAUGUAACGGCAUUAAAUAUGUGUUACCAGUUUUCUUCUGUGAAAAAGAUGACUAACAGCUCACCUCAAGAAAUCUCCAUCUAUGCACACGUAACUCAUCAAAAGGCCGAGGAAAUCUAUCGAUAUAUUCACUAUGUAUUUGACAUGCAAAUGUUACCAAAUAGUUUGAACCAAGAUAGACUGAAACUCGAUGCAUGAUCAGACUGUUCAAGGAGCAGCUUUCCAACUCAUAAUACUGAGUGCCCUUCAAUAAUCACUGCUAUGGUUUGUGAUGAUGAGUUUAAAAUAUGUAAACUAUGUCUUCAUACCUAUUAUUUUGUGUGAUGCAUUUUUAUUUAUAUAAGUUAUUUAAAAAUCUGAAGUUCAGUAAUCACUUUUAGAUAUGAAACUUUCAUUGAAUAAAGUAAGGUUUUCUGAAGGUGCUACUAAGUAAAGGUUGGAGUUAGAGAUGUAUUUUGGAAUUUUCCAAAGAUUAAAGUGCUGUCACUCUCAAUUAUUAACAUAAUAGAUUGAUGUUUGACUGCUGUGAAGAUGAUUACAGACAAUUUUUCCUAUAUAUACACUAUAUUACGUAGAAUUUUUCAAAUGUCCUGAGUCUACAUACAUGUUGGGUAAGAUAUGGAUUGUAGGUGUGUUGUGAAAUAAAUGACCCAGUAAAUAGGAAGAUAGAAAAUUUAACUGCACAUAUGUCCCAGUUAAGUAGUCAAAUAACGUAGGUGUGAACUCCAACCUACAUUAGUUUUUUAUUGUUGAAAUAUCAUAUACAAAGAAGUGGUAUAUUGGUUGGGACUUCGAAAAUUUCUUUAUUGCAUGUGGAACCUGUGACCCUUUACAUUGUGUCUGUGAUUCUUUUUUCAAAAUAUGGCUCUAUAUUAUCUGCGACAUCUUAGACCCUUGUAGUCAGUCUAGUGCUAAAGCAGUCUUUUUUAUGGUGGACAUUUUUUCCCAAUUAUAGUCUUUUAUAUUGUUUGGUUGCCUUAUUUUUUCUGUUGGGUAGUAAACUAACCUGACAGCAGAGAACUUUGCUUCUCUUAGAUUUGGUUGGGACUUAAAUCAUCUUAUUCCAGUUGCUUUUCUCUUUCCUUAUAAGGUGACAAAAGUAAGGCCCAGAAAUAAGUGACUUAAUCAAGUUUAGACUGGGAAAUCUAGGAUCAGAACCCAGGAUACAGAACUAUUUCAAGAAGUAGAGAACUCCUUCACUAAACAGUUACUUUAAUUGUGAACUUAGCUCCUUUGGAGAGUAUUAAAUUUUUAAUUCUUAUGAAAGCAUCUGUGCUCGUAUUUUUGCUGUUCAGUAUUUCUGUCAAAACCAGAGAGAAAAGUUCUUUAAGUUUUUGGCUGGUGUGUUGUUGUCAGUUUAUUAUCUAGGUUUAAAUUUAUCCUUCUGAAUCUUGCCUCUGCCAUAAU